This is a messenger RNA of Sycon ciliatum, 2318 nucleotides long. Its product is annotated as fatty acid hydroxylase domain-containing protein 2-like. The coding region runs from base 140 to 1579 and encodes 479 amino acids. Gene Ontology annotation, molecular function: iron ion binding; C-4 methylsterol oxidase activity. The record is from RefSeq and is a predicted model, not a curated record. NCBI's taxonomy places the organism in Eukaryota, Metazoa, Porifera, Calcarea, Leucosolenida, Sycettidae. Gene Ontology annotation, cellular component: endoplasmic reticulum membrane. The transcript has 7 exons. Gene Ontology annotation, biological process: sterol biosynthetic process.
UUUGACGACUCCCUGGUAGAUCUACUGUUAGUUGUGUUCGCUUUUCUCGCUUUUGCUUCAGUUUCGCCCAUUUUCACCGAGCAACCGGUGAAGGAGGCUGAUGCGGCCGUUGGUGGUGGCGAAUUUCGGAUGAUCGUGGAUGCAAGUACAGGUCAUGACCCGACGAAGUCCGAAGUACAUUGGCUGGCUGGGGGUGAGCCAAACCAAGCACCGAUUGGCAACUUGGAAAACCCAUUCAAACGAAUCCAGACGUGUGUGGAUGUUCAACAUCAACUCCGAGGCUUUCUGCUAUGGCCGCCUUGGUCAACUGGAGGUAGGUUUGCAAUUGGCUGACCUACCGAUGAUGAUGGCACCGGUGAUGGCGGACAUGGAUGGCAGACUGAUGGCUGGCAACAAAGUCAUCACAUCUGUGCCGUGCGCACUGGAACAUACCGGGAUAGUGGCACUUCACAUUCCCUUGUGGUAUAAACACAACCACAAGUUUCACCAUGAGUGGACCGCGCCGAUCAGCAUCUCUAGUCUGUACUGUCACCCGGUCGAGCAUUUCCUCUCCAACAUAUUGCCGGUAUUGGCUGGUCCCGUCCUGCUCGGCUCUCACUGUAUGCUGCUGCUCUUGUGGGCCUGCAUAUCGCUGGCCUCCGUGUACGUCGAACACUGUGGCUUCCACCUGCCGUUCAUGCCGUCCAACGAGUACCACGACUACCAUCAUGCAAAGCCUCUGACAGAACUCUGGGAUGCAUCGAGUCAGUUCUGGCAGCACAGAUGGAACCAGCUCUAUCACGAUGUGGCAGGAGGCAACGAGUUCCUUCUAUCUAGCAUUCUAUGGAGUUCCAUGGUCACCUUCUACUGGUUGUUCAAUGCAUUCUUCAUCUUCGUGGAGCUGACUGGAACCCCUUCGAGCAUCUUGCAAUAUCGUAUCCAGCCUAAAAAGAAGCCAGCUGUGGUGGAAUGGCAGACGUUCAAGAAGUGUUUGAAGGUUGUCCUCUUAAACCAGUUGGCUGUGGGUUAUAGCAGCCAACUUGCACUCUACUGGAUCUUCCAAAAGCGCGGCGGAUUAUUUGCCGAGACCCUGCCGUCCUUCCAGUGGUGCUUGGUGGACCUGGCAAUCUCUAUGUUUAUCUUUGAGGUGAUUUUCUUCUAUUCGCACCGGGCACUUCACAUUCCCUUGUGGUAUAAACACAUCCACAAGGUCCACCACGAGUGGACCGCACCAAUCAGCAUCUCUGGGCUGUACUGUCACCCGGUCGAGCAUGUCAUCGCCAACAUAUUGCCGGUAAUGGCUGGUCCCAUCCUGCUCGGCUCUCACUGUAUGCUGCUGCUGCUGUGGGCCUGUAUCUCGCUGGCCUCCGUGUCCGUCGCACACUGCGGCUUCCACCUGCCGUUCAUGCCGUCCAACGAGUACCACGACUACCAUCAUGCAAAGUUCAACCAGAACUUUGGCAUGCUGGGGAUCUUUGAUUUUCUGUAUGGCACGGACAGUCGCUUCCGUAAAUCAAAGUCGUACGAGCGCCAUUCCAUGCUACUUGGCACCACCCCAGCCAACGUUCUGAUUCCGGACGAACCGAAGAAAUGCCAGUAAAAAGGUCAAGUCGGCAGUGCAUGUGCGUGUGUGCACCCUCACUGCUGUUGCUAGUCUCCUCACAGUCCACCCUUGACCGUCCCAUCCUCCAGUUUCAAUGCUAGUAUUGUCACUACUCUACAUGUACGUGUAUUGUAGCAUACCCACCAUCAAUGCUAGUCACAUGGCAAAUUCCACUUAGCUACCGUGACUACUUCAGGCAUGCCUUUGAUAUUAUUAUUUUUAUUCACAUAGCUAUGGGUUUUUUUUGUGGCAAAUUCACUAGUGCUCUAGCUCGGCCCAAUCUGUGUUCUAUCAUGGGUGGUUAAAUAACGACAUCGCAUUGUUCAAUCUUCCAGUCCUAUCAGUGACAACUCUCAUAGCCAAUGUGCAUUGUUUCCGACGGCGAUCACCAAGAAGUUAUGUUCUCUUUCUCACCUAGGGCCGUUCACAAUUUGUUUUCCAUUUCAAUUUCCGCCCUUUCCACCAUCCUGGAAGCAUGGAGAGGGACAGUACUGGUAUUAUAAUUUUUUUUAAAGUUACAAGCGGGGCAUUGGCUAUGCCAGCACUCAUCAGUACUACUUUCCAGCUAUACUGCUAUGACAUCACUACUACUUUCCAGCUGUCCUGCUAUGACAUCAGUACUACUUGCUCCCAAGUCACUCUGUUUUCUGUACCCGACUACCGGUACUUAAUUGUGUCACUAUUCAAGGUACUUUAUACUUGAAGUACUACGCUUACUUCAUACAAAGUGUUGAAA